AUGAGCACGGUGCACAUUCUUCCAGCAAGACCAGGACCUUUGAAGGAGCCUUCUUUACCGUCACUUGACGCUUCUGAGCUGCAUCCACUCCCUGUGACGGGCCAGCUUGGCCAGCCGCCAGAGCCUUCCACAUUUCCGGGAGACUUGUGCCGGGUAGCGUACCCCGAUGCAUGGGCUGAGUUCCAGCCGGGGGGCUGCAACCUAGGAUUGCCCUACCAAUACCAAAUGGCCAAAGACCUUGUUCGACUGUUCUCGGGAAGCCCAAAAAUUGUAAAAGGCAGCUGA
Messenger RNA from Eimeria acervulina, 285 nucleotides. RefSeq lists its product as hypothetical. The transcript has 2 exons. The record is from RefSeq and is a predicted model, not a curated record. Bases 1 to 285 code for a protein of 94 amino acids. NCBI's taxonomy places the organism in Eukaryota, Apicomplexa, Conoidasida, Eucoccidiorida, Eimeriidae.